AUGAAUAUGAUGGGAUUGGCCGUGGAACAAACAGUUCCCGAUCAACUGGAUUACGACAUUUCCUAUGAGCUCCCAUCUAAUGCCGACGUCGGUGGCGAUGGCGUUGAACUUGACGUUGGAGUGGCCACCACAACCGGCCAAGAUAAUGCAGUCGUUGAAAACGAGCACGCCAUUGACCUGGACGCUUCGAGUUCUGCCAUUGACGACGGCCAAAGGGAUGCGGAACCUCAGCCCAAGAGCAACCCGUCGGAGACUGAAGUUUCUCAGGAGGAUGUUUAUCUGACCGUCAGUCAAGACUAUCAAGAUGAGAUCGGAUAUGAAGAGGAAUAUGUUGAAGUCGCGGACGUCCAUCUCGAUGUUGUCUCUACAGAUGCCGCUGUAGCGGACGCUGCGUCCUUAGAGGAUCAUGUCCAGGCUGCUCAGCCGACACAAGAGUUCGAUGGAGGGCGUAAUGAAGAUCAUCACCAGUCCUAUGACGAAGAUCAUGAAGAGUACUAUGAAGAGAAAGAAGAGCACUAUGAAUUAGCUGAUGAGGAGAGCUGCCAGGAGAAUCAAGCAGCAGGCGAAACCCGUAAUCCUGAGGAUCAUGACGAGAUUGCCGAAGCACAAGAGCACUCUGACGAUACCGAGAAGGAAAACGCGGGUGCUUGUCCAGAUGAUGACGAUGAGCCGGCUGGCGUCCACGAGAAGAGGCACUACAGUAUUGAUGAUAUUGAUAAGGCCAUGGAAGACCUUGCCGAAUCUAUUGCUGAGCUGCCGGACAUUGAAGUUAUCUACAACGACGCCUGCUACUCGUUGUUUGGCCACCCUGAUGACGACCCAGAAACCUAUUUCCUGUCCGAUCCUAAGGAGCUGGAUCUGCCUCUGUCAGAGUUCCUUGCCGCGCUUCGCACUGUCAUUUCCAACGAGAUUUCUGUAACCGAUGAGGUUGUCAUAGGUUUUGAGCCUCUGGGUCUUGAGUUCGGCGAGCGGUCCAACGAAAAGUUCCUCCAGCGUACCUUCCGCGAGAUUCUGGAUUGCCACCGUGCCCUUGUAUCCAAGGAUCCGUCUAUCUCUUCAGAGCCUGUCAUCUACUUGAUGGUGCGGAGGGACAGUGAGGAGCAUUUUGUUGAGCUGCUUGCUGAUGCUGGGCUCCUUGAAUACUCAGAUCAAGACUCGUCAAUGAGUCCUGAAGAAGCCGUGACCGCCGAGCUCUCGGCCGUUGAACAGUCUGAGCAGGAGUCUCCGGAGAGCGAGUAUCCCGAGGAGCGCGAUGAGACUCAUUGUCAAGCUACUGCUGGGAAUGACCGGACAGACAUGCGUCAUAUGAAGACUCAUGAUGAGUCCAAAGUGCCUGCCGCUCCAGCUAAAGAAACGGAAGCCCACGAAGCUGAUUACAAGAUUCAUGACUACGUUGAGGCCCCGGAAGCUCCCACUAAGCCUGCAAAGGAUUCCUAUGAAACUGAAACCGCAGCAGGCGACGAGCAAGAGUACCUUGAGGAGCAGUAUCCUGAACAUGGAGGGGAAGAGGAGUGUGAGGAGCGUGAAGAAUACGAGGAGCAUGAGGAGCAUGAGGGGCAAGACCCUGAGGAGAUUGUGGGGAAUGAAGAUCGUCAGGCUCACGAGUGGCACGAAGAGGUGAAAGGUGAAGCUGAGCACAAUAUGCCACCCCACGAUGAUACCGCCCUUUCAACAGACCAUGAACAGCAACAGCCGCCUGAAAUGGAAACCGCUCAUGAAGAGGCCGACGAUGCACAUGAUCGGUAUGCUGAACUCGAAGCAGCAGAUCACAAUGCUGUGCAUGAUGAGCUUGGUCAGUACGACCAGCAACUAGGACCAAAUGGUAAAGAGGACCCUGCUUUCCUUGACCCCUUAUCUGAUCUGGACGGUGACUGGGACACCGACUAUGCCGAUGACUGCACCGAUAUCCCUUCUAGCCCCUCACAGGAAGAUAAAGUUGGACAGAAUGUUACGGCAUCUGUCCAAACAGGAGUGGCGGACCGGAAGCCCGAGCUGCCGCUCAUUGAAACCGAUGUGGACUCUAGCGAGCCCCAUCACUAUUUUCUUCCCAAUAUGGUGUUCAACAAUCAGCCGUGGCCGGCACAGAGACCAGUGGGUAGGCUGAGUUAUUUAAGGCUGGCAAGCCGCCGCUCUCACAGCCGGUGCGACUCUCUCGAGUCCGGCUCGUCGGUGUUGUCGAAUAUGAGUGAAAUCAGCAUGGCCUUAUCCAGGGACACAGAUGCUAACAGAUCUGCCUUCGAAGCCGAUGAUAUCGAACUUGCUGUCGAUGAAGAGCCCAUGCUGUCUGUAAUUCAGGAAGAGUACGAGCAUGAACAGCAUAGCAGUGUCUACGAGGCAGCGGUCAACGCAGAAAAUUACCAACAGAACACAGCGCGGCACCAUCCUUUCGAUCAGCAUGGGGAGCAACCUGCUGCCGCUAUGGAGGAUAUCUCUGUUUCAACUAGCACAACCCUCGACGAUGAUCAAAUCGGCUAUGAAGACGAAGCGGCUGAAGAGUCUCGCAAGCCUGAAGAAGACGCGUCUGCUCACCAAUUGGCAGACGACAAUGAUGAAGAGCCGCAUGGUGAAAUUGAUUGGGAGAACGAUAGUGAAGAAGACGAAGAUGAGGAGGAACAAGUAGAGGGCACAGAUGAAGCCGUCGGAUACGAUGCUAAGGGGGUUGACUUGACUCCCGGAAGCUUCGCCGGUAAACGCCAGAGAGCUAACGAAGAAGAGGGUCUGGCCGACGAGACCGGUAUGCCUGCGAGCCCUCCCCUGAAGCGGGCGCGCCAGUACUGA
Molecule: messenger RNA, 2778 nt
Organism: Thermochaetoides thermophila DSM 1495
Lineage: Eukaryota; Fungi; Ascomycota; Sordariomycetes; Sordariales; Chaetomiaceae
Exons: 1
Coding region: 1-2778 (925 amino acids)
Source: RefSeq, a predicted model, not a curated record